Messenger RNA from Drosophila subobscura, 1595 nucleotides. RefSeq names its product neuronal membrane glycoprotein M6-a (gene M6). The record is from RefSeq and is a predicted model, not a curated record. The transcript is spliced from 5 exons. Gene Ontology annotation, cellular component: plasma membrane. Gene Ontology annotation, biological process: neuron projection development. Bases 340 to 1323 code for a protein of 327 amino acids. NCBI's taxonomy places the organism in Eukaryota, Metazoa, Arthropoda, Insecta, Diptera, Drosophilidae.
AUUGUUUUGAAAAUAUUUUGAAAAUCCAUGUUUUUGCUAAAACAUGACAAAAUAAUAUGAAUUCCUGAAUAAUACACGGUUUCAUUAAGUGUGUGAUAAGCAUUUGGAGUGAAAUAAACCACUUUAGGGCGCAGGUUGCUGUCACUCUAGGCUCAGCUUCACACCUUAAAAACUUGUUUUAUACCACCAACACAGAAGCGAUUCAUACGCAGAAGUCGUAGAUGCAACUUACAAAUUGCGAUACAUACAUACAUAUGUAUGCACCUGGAUUGGAUUCUUAGAGUGGACUAUUUAAAUGCUAUAGCUUUAUUCUGAAAGCUCCUAAAAGCGCCGAUUAAAAUGGCGCCUGAUCAAAUUAAGAUUCCGUUGUGCAAUAUGCCAGGCAAAAUGAACGAUCGCGAUCGCAUACGAGAUCCCCGCGAGGAGAUCCUACUCGAGACGAACUUUGAAGAUGACGGUGGUGUGCUAACGCGUGCCUACAAUAACAAUCCCUACAAUGGGGGCAACGUACAAAAUCGACGACGCCCCUCCUACCGAUCGGAACACUCCUUGGAUAGGUACACAGAGCGUGGCGGCGAAGGUGAAUGCUGUCAAUCAUGCAUGGCGCGUAUCCCCUACGCCACCAUGAUAGCCACUCUCAUGUGUCUCCUGGGAGUGGGCAUCUUCUGCUUCACCAUGUACCGAGGAGCAUCGCUCACAGUCAUAAUGGUGGACCAAGUAUUUCACUUACGUUUGAUAUGGAUCGAAGCUGUGCAGAUGAUAUUUGUCAUAAUUGGAGCUGGCAUGGCAGCCCUCGGAUUUAUGAUACUCUUUGUUGGCUUCCUGGCCACUGGCGCCACGCGGUAUAAGGUAUAUAGAGCCUGGCGGUCCCGCGUUGGAGGCCGGAUCUCCUGCGCCGUACUUAUGGGCAUCACGUACCUACUCAAUUUCGUGUGGAGUCUUAUUCUUUGCUUCCUGGUUGUUGUCACCUUCAUAUACACCAUGUUCUGGAACAUGUGCUCCAGUGUCGAGCACUCUCAAAGCUGUAUAGAUUUGACACAAUUCCAUUUUAUGUUCCCACCAAACACCAAACUCGAGGACAUGAAAGUGUGCGAAAAGUAUGAGAUCAAGGCAUUCUGUAAAGAUGGUGUUGAGAACGCUGAGGUUAUGUUCAUACUGGCCACGCUCUCCACCCUUUUGGUCAUUCUCAGUCUGGUUCAUUAUCUGAUGUGCCUUUCGGCCAACUAUGCGCACAUACGGGAUCACGAAAAGUUCCAAGAGCUGCAGGAAAUGCAAAACCUCAACGAGCUGGAGUACAGUGCUACGUCCAAGGAUCGUUUCUAGGACAUAUUUCAGAAGAUUCAAUUUGAGCUUAAAGAGAAAACGAGCGACAUUUGAGGGCAACAUUUUGGCAAACUCUACAACGAACACAGCACUAGUGCAAUGCUGCCAACACAAUACAAUUAAGAUCUUCUGUUUAGACCUAAUAUUAAGACUACAAUUUUAGUUUUUCUUUUUAAAUUCAUUUGAUGAGUUAUUGGCAAUCAUUUGGAAUUGGUUCGACGACAGUUGCAUGGCCAAGCAAUUAAUUCGAAAUAUAACUAAUUGCUAAUUUA